AUGGCGCUGGAGGUGGAGGAGCUGGUGGAGAAAUUGGUGGUUGAGGUUGCGCUCACGGGCACUUAUGGCUUCAAGACGCAUCAUCUCGCAGAAAGGAUUCGAACGCUGAACCGGAUAUACAGGAAUACUGCUACUACUCCCAAUGACAAUUCUACGCGUACCGACAAUGGCAACGUUGAGCUUGACGCUGCUUCGCUGGACGAUGUGUGGCAGCGACUAGAAACACAUGAUGACAUAGACUCCAAGAUAAGUCGACGUCGACAGGAGCAAGAGGUUGCCGUGGCUACGGAGCCUUCUACCGGUGAUGCUGAUCGACCUGUUGAACCAAGCCCGGCCACAAGUAAGAAUGGACCUGCUAGGCCGAAUCGCAUAUUUGCCACUGAGAAACGCAUGUGGCUUGAGCUCACCGGCCAUGCGGUUGACAAACAGCGCGUUCCUCUGUUCGAGUUUGAAAGUCUUUCUGUUGUUGGAGCUUUCGGUGCUGCUGGCGUCCAGCAAGGUCGUGUCAGAGAUAUUACAGGCCAACAGAAGCAAUCAUUACCAGCACGAACCGACUCUCUUGCGCGCAAGGGCCUUCUUCUCAAGACGCCGAUAUGCGUUUUCCAUACUGAAUCAAGCUUGCUUCGGUUGACCAGGCUAGUCAACGCCACCGAGAAUGACAGCUUCAGCGAUGCGAAACGACCGGUCACAUGUUUCGACAACAGGGAUAGACUAGUGGCAGACGUUGCAGCACUCGUUGAGCAAGCAGUGCCUUUGCUCAAGCAACAGCCCGGUCACAUCAUGGCGCUUAGAGACUUGGGCCACGCAUUCGGCUUUUAUCAAAACAACUUCGAUGGGACGACGGUCUUACUGCGAGCGAUGCGUCGUAUUGUGGACGCCGGUUGUGUGCAAAGAGUUGUAGCCAAGGUGGCAUCGGGUCAAGGCUCAGAUGAUGAGGGCGAAGGCUCCAUCCGUUGUGUUCAGCUGCUACGCGAGCUCUCGUCAGACGAGAAGUCAUUGCUUCUGAACCCACGACUGAACGCCACCGUCAAGCCGAGGAAGCCUCGCAAUCAUCGUCGAGUGAUCUACGAUGAGCUUGAUGAGAGUGAAGAGGAGCCUGCCAGCGGUUCCGGCUCGGAUGAGGAAGAACUGCAUGUGUCUAUCGAGCACACACCACAGCGAAAGCGUUUGAGGCAGCCACACUACAAAAGAUCGGCAUUGCCGCAGGACACGCCCUCAAAACCACAUCAGCAUACUCUGACGGAGUCUCGAAAGGUCGCGCGACCAACAACGCACUUUGCGCCGUCUAUGCCAUUGGCAUCACUUUUGGUUCGCUACAUCAAGACAGCCGGACAGGGUGGUAUUACGAUUUCAGACCUGCGGCUGAAGAUAUCUGCAGCCGUGUCAGAUCGUGCGAUUGAGCAGACUCUGGCCGUCUUGGUUGAUCAGACGAGUAGUACUCACAAGCAAACCGUCCACGUCAUGGAUACGACACAUUCUACGGAUAAUGUGCCACGCUACCGUAUCUACAUUGCCGAGCAGGACGGUCGACCAAACAUAAAAGACGUCGGUCAAGCUACAACGAACCCAACAAGGACACUUGACCGUUGGGGCUUCACUGAGCCUGAAAGCGAGCGAUUUGUUCAUGGUCACGGUGGUGCGACACUGAGUGAAUGCAGACCUGCCACGACUGGUAGUGAUGCCGCGGUCAUCAAUAGGUGCGUUCCGCAAUCGUUCUUGGAAGGAGCGGACACAACAGCAGAUGAUACACCUGUGCCUGAUGUCAGCCAGCCACGUACUCCUAAGGCUAUCGUCCGUCCUCGCAUGACAUCUCAAAAAGAUCAGGAAGCAUUCGAGCUUUGGGCAGCGAGAACGGCAAAAGGCCUUGCAAGGCUGAGUGCAGCCAAAGAAUCACCACUAUCGGCCAAGAGUAGAGAAAAUGGAGUCGUUACCAAUUCGUACCACACUUUGGCUUCGGAAAUCCCGGAAACAGCGAUAGCAGAGCAUAUCACAGAGAUCGAAGCAGAUCUGCUGUCCAGGUCUCGUUCAGGACUAUACAUCAAUCCUCCAGGUGCCAAGGAAACAAAAGCACAAUUCUAUGUGCAACGUGGCCGGCCAAGGUUAGCAAUGAUCGCUGUCCUGAAGAGUGAGAGGCUCAAAAGCAAGACCUGGUUCCUAGACGACUUCGCUGUAGGGACCGCUCCUUCUGCCACGGGACGCCGCACUCGUCGUCUAAUCGACCUAUCUACAGCCAUAGCCGUCGAGGACAACGAGAAGCCGACCGAGGUGCUUGAGGACGGCCACGACAUCGAUCAAAGUCAGCAGUUGGACAAUCCCGGGAGUACCGAAAUCGCUACUGAAGCAGUGGCUGCUCAGCCGCCUGUCGUCGCAGCGCGACCGCAGUCGCAUGCAACAAUCGAUAAGUCUAGCCUUCCCAACCAAGUCGACGUUGGAUCCACUGAGACCACUGUUGUCACCGUCCCGACUUCGCCUAAGCAGUCGGUGGGAGCCAACGAAACCGAUAGCACUACUUACAGUAAGGAUUAUGUCUUGGCACAUCCUGGUGAAGCUUUUCACCACGUUGGUGAUGCCUUUUACAAGCGUGGACCGCGUCGGAAGAAGCGGGAGACGCAGAUCGCUGGCCACAGUGCAGAACAUAGCGCAGCUGAGCAAGCUGGACUAGCGAACGGCAACAAAGAAGUCAUGGCUCCUUCGCUCCUGGGUGCUCGGGAAAUCGAGGCACCCGUUCACGAUCAGGUGAUGUCUCCGACUCACUCCCCAACUCUUUUGGACACGACCGCGCUUUUUGACAAGGCGUACGUCGUGGCACAUUCAGACGAGUCUUUCUAUCACACGGGUAAGGGACGAUGGAGGCGAGGUGUAAGAGUGUCCAAGGCGACGAUAGAAGAUGCUGUGUCAUCGGUCCAUGACCCUACAAGUGUUGGGAUCUUGCCCACAGCGUCACGCAGCCAUCAUGAUACCUCAGGUCUCCAGCGUCCGCAACAACUGCCGAUGCCAGUUGAAUGCCCAGUGCCCCCAUCUCAAGCUGAGACAGUCCCGUCGACGGAUCCACCAGCGCUCUCCCAGUUCACAGCAACAUUCGACAAAGCCUAUGUCAUAACGCACAAAGACGAGUCUUUUUACCAUACUGGUCGUGGGCGCUGGAGAAGAGGCGACAGGCCAUCCAAGACGACGCCUCGAGAGCGGAUACGUCGUAACUUGUCUGCAAAUCCACCUCCGGCAGCUGCUCCGGGAAUUGAAGAUAGUUUGCCAGCAAAUGACCAGCCUCAGAUAAAGGAUGUUCCGGCCGCGGGACCUGGUCCCUAUGGUACUGUAGACCUUGAGACUCUGGCACAAGCAUCACUGCCGGUGAUAGCGCCAGUGGAUACCUCACAAGGUGAAUUUUUUUCGACUUCCGACUCGCCGAUGCCCAACCAAACAACAGCGAUUUUUGACAAGGCAUACGUCAUGGCACAUCCUGAAGAGACCUUCUAUCAUGUUGGUAAUGCUCGAUAUAGAUGGGGCGCCCGGACACCCAAGGUCACUGUUCGAAAUGCGAGCCUACGAAGCCCACCCGCAUCUCCUCCUCCUACUUCUUCUUCUUCUUCGCCGUUGGAAAAGUCCUUGAUAUCGGAAGCCCCUGACAUACAACAGGAGACGUUGAAGAGGCAGGAGCAGUCUACUGUGGGGAGUCUGAUGGCAGCCGGACCUAGUGCUCAAGAACCAAUAUCUGUGCGGCCCGUCGAAGCUAUACUACCUGACGUGCAAGAGACUAGAGCCUCUACUAAGAUCCAAAAGCGAAAGUGCUCAACGCUGGCGUUUGACGUGCUGACAACGCCUGUUGGAGGGAGUGGCAUGCCAGCUCGACGGACAGAUCUGGUUAUGCACUUCGUCACUGUCUGUGGAGGAGUCUAUCCUGGUAAUAAGGAGAUCUGGUAUCCAGUCGCUGCUGCGUGGAAGAACAUCACACAGACCACUCCGCAGCGCAGUAUUGUCGAUCGUACCGUCAAGAGCUUGCUGGAUACUGGCAAACUGCGAAAGGUGACGUUCAGUUUUAGAAGCAAGACUGGCACGAAUGAGAUGUGCGCAGUCUUGACACUGCCGGAUAUUGAGCCAAGCUCCAAGGUGGUGAACGAGAUGAAGCAAGCCGUUAUAAAUGCAUAUCCAGAGCUUCACUUUCCUGAUGAGGCCGCCGUAUCGGAUGAGCAUGUAUCCCUCGCUCGCGAGAAGCCAAAGCAGCGCAGAAGGGAAGUUGCAAAGUCUAUACCUGAUCUUGCAACAGCUAGCAGUCAGCCUGCUGCCGAACUGCACACAGAAGUAAAGACUGCUGCUAGUGUGGUAUCCAGCGUUGAGACUAGCAUGCCUUCUGUGAGAGCAGCCGUACUCCCGUCACCGGCCAUCAGACCACCUGGCGAUGGCUUGCAAGCACCUGUGGUAUCAUCUCUCGCAAUACUACCAAGUGUGGUCCAAGCCAUCGGUGCGCGGCCGGACAAUACAGCACCUAGCAUGCCACAGUCGUUCAGUCCACAAGUCCGACGUCAAAUUGCUACCUCUGAAAACCCAUGUCCAAGUACACCAGCAUCAGAUCUGCCGACACUUGAGCCUUUCUCAACCAAGCUUGCAGCAGAUCUCCUUCCAGGUCAUUCCGGGCUCAUGGGUAGCGCACCUGCCAUAGAUGAUCUAGAGGACUUUGCCAUCAUACCUGGUCUGAUAGUCCACCGCACUGAGCAAGGCUUGAAGCUGCCAGCUUUCGACCUCGCACCAGACCGACCACAGGGCCAUAGGAGAUCUCGAAAGCGGAAGACUAUGCGGAAGCAUAUACUAGAGAAAGAGGACGAAGAAGCGGCAUCAGACAUGCAAGCUACGCCAGAUAAGAGACGGAUCGUCCGUGCUCCUGCACAGCGGACUCUACGUGAACGUGACGGCCGGGCACAGACGUUGUUCGUCGUCCUCAGCCUGCCGCCUUCGAUACUGAACAUUAUCGAAUCCGGUGUUAUAAACAGUGAAUGGCUUCGUCUCGCACCUGGCGAAAGUGUUCAUGAAGCAUCUGGCACUUUCGGUACGAGGAGUUAUUGGCCACCAUCUAUCAUAGCUCCUGCCACGGCUGUUCGGAAGCGAAAAAGGCAUCUCCCCAACGCUGACAUCCUUUAUCAACCGCGCGAGGACGAGCCUGAUGAACAGUCUACUGCUGUUUCUCUGACAUCGCAGACAUAUGACAAGGACUACGUGCUGGCAUAUCGGGAAGUGAAGUUCAAGCACGUUGGCAAUGGACGUUACAGGAGAUUGACGACCAGCUCCACGGACGAGCUGUUUCAUCUGGAUGAGAAGGAUAUGGUUUAUCAUGAAGACCACGUGGAAAAGUAUACUGACGAGUCAUUGGGACAUGUCGGUCACAGCAAGUACAGGAAGAACGACUUGGGCCAGCGCAUCCGCCGUGUCAGUGCAGCGGAACUGGUCGACUACAGCAUGCCGUCAGCAGAACCGCUAUCGUUUUCGCAGCAGACCGCAGUACCACAGCAGGAUUGGCUCAGCGACGCGAUAAGACAAGCCGAGUCGCGGUCCACGGCCCCCGCAACUACUUUCCUCGCACCUAAGUUCAUCCCAGCGCAGCCUCCAUCAGUCGUACCGGCUACGGUACAAGAUAGUCCAGUGUCUCCUGCUAUUGAGCUGCCGCAGACCUCUCGGGCAGGAAGGCCUCUAUACAAGUCUCGCAAACGUGUAGCCGAUGCAGAUCUGGUGGAAAUCGACAGCUAUGUUCACGAAGACGUAGAUUAUGGAUCUCCACGCAAGAAGCAGAAGACUGUGCAGGAGGACGGUGCAGUGUUCACUGCACCAGAUCUCGACGACCUGGUUGUCGCCCUGGCGCUUGUGAAGACUCUUUGCUCUGGUCUUGAUCAGAAGACCAUUCCAUGGGACGUGGUUUCGCAUGCCCUUGACUUUUGUUACGAUGCCACAGUUCUUAAGGCGAGUUGGCAAAACCAGAAGAAGGCGCGAGCCGAUGAUGUUCAGUCGCUGCAGAAUGUUCUUCGAGAUCUGUUGCUCGCCGCGUACGAAAAAGACACAGUCCCUCAAAUCGACUUUCAGAAUCUGUCGUCGACCGACUGGCCAGCUCUGAUUAGAUGGGUUAAGAAAGAGGUCAAGCCCUCAUCUGCAAGACGAACGGAUCGUUCAGUGUCCAGAGACACACUCAGCUUUGAUCUACCGGCUACAUCAGACGUCAUGCAGGCUCGCUUCGAGGUGCAAGCACCAUCGACACACCAUGGACCUGAUGUUGAACACUACCAUGACUCUGCAACCGACAUACAAAGGACAGUCACAGCUCUGCGUAUAGCACAUGGUACGAGUGUACCACGAAGGCCCGAAAAGUGCCCAUCUGUGAGUCCGCUGUCGAUUCUGAAAACAUUGUGUCGUGCUGUAAGCGCUACUCCUGAAGUUGCAUACGAUGGAAGAGCGGCGAAUCUGAAACUUGGAAUGUACCCGGAACAUCUGAUGAAGCAGGCGAUAGACGAACUGCUGACAGAUCAGAUCCUUUGCGCAGAGAAGAAAGGCCGUCAGCUACCUGGUCGCAACUUCCACUUAGACAGAUCAGUCUACAAACAGUUAACAAGAUGGUCCGGGAAUGAUACUACUUACCUACGGAACGUGGCUGCAGCUCGUCAUCGCAUCAUGUCUACACUAGCACAACAGGAUACCCUGCAGCUCACCUACCAUACCGACGAUUUCGACGUAGUAGUCUUGACCAACAUGGUCGCGCAGGGCCAGCUGAAAGUUGCGUCAGUCCUGCCUCCCAUCAACAACGACCUCGAUGCUCCAUUCCCUCGGAUCAGCAUUUGGGGUAUCGACGAGCCCAGUACGAUGUACAACUCGCAUGCCACGAAGCCGGAACGAUUACGUUUCCCUAUCGAGUACCAUAAGACGCCCGCAUUCACUUUCGAGCACCGUUUGAAAGGCGCAACGAUACCUUUGCAACCUGCAACGACAUCACAAGGCCCAGAUGCACGUCUACCGCUCUGGGUAGACAUCCACGGUAACUUGAUCGACAGCCUCUGGGAUGCGGUCCUGAGAUCUGUCCUCCACCUUAUCGUCUUCAGGUCAGGUACAACAGCUAAAGCAAUGGAGAAGGCGCACAGUGGGAAGCUCGGGGCUUGGGAGAUUGAGCUGGUGUUGCAGUGGAUGGAGAAGACGGGUUUGGCCGUCAGUUUUGGGCCUGGGAACGAGGAGAACGGGAUCUGGCAGGGUGGGUGGAGAGCAGGGGAUUGGUGGUAUUGUGCUUUCGCUGCUGAGAUUGCGGUUUGGCAGGCGCCUAAUGGUGUAUGA
Recurvomyces mirabilis is the source of this 7296-nucleotide messenger RNA. RefSeq lists its product as uncharacterized. Gene Ontology annotation, molecular function: DNA binding. Gene Ontology annotation, cellular component: transcription factor TFIIIC complex. The record is from RefSeq and is a predicted model, not a curated record. Gene Ontology annotation, biological process: transcription initiation at RNA polymerase III promoter; 5S class rRNA transcription by RNA polymerase III. NCBI's taxonomy places the organism in Eukaryota, Fungi, Ascomycota, Dothideomycetes, Mycosphaerellales, Teratosphaeriaceae. The transcript is spliced from 2 exons. Bases 1 to 7296 code for a protein of 2431 amino acids.